Messenger RNA from Corylus avellana, 1825 nucleotides. It is a transcript of the gene HEMG2, whose product is annotated as Flavin containing amine oxidoreductase family. Gene Ontology annotation, biological process: porphyrin-containing compound biosynthetic process. Gene Ontology annotation, molecular function: protoporphyrinogen oxidase activity, oxygen as acceptor. Lineage: Eukaryota; Viridiplantae; Streptophyta; Magnoliopsida; Fagales; Betulaceae. Gene Ontology annotation, cellular component: chloroplast thylakoid; chloroplast. The record is from RefSeq and is a predicted model, not a curated record.
AGGUAUUUAUUAUCUACCUAUGGUCUUUGGCUCUCUCUGUACAACGUUUGAAUUCUGCAACAACAUCCGCAUAAAUGGCCUCAGCUUCCAAAGAAGAGAAGCGCAGUUCUGCCAAAAGAGUAGCUGUUAUUGGUGCCGGUGCUAGUGGGCUUGCUGCAGCGUACAAGUUGAAAUCACAUGGUUUGAAUGUCACAGUAUUUGAAGCUGAAGGAAGAGCUGGAGGGAAGUUAAGAAGUGUUUCACAUGAUGGCUUAAUUUGGGAUGAGGGAGCAAAUACAAUGACUGAAGGUGAAAGGGAGGUCAGAAGUUUACUUGAUGAUCUUGGACUUCGAGAAAAGCAACAAUUUCCAAUUUCACAGAAUAAGCGGUAUAUUGUACGAAAUGGUAUGCCAGUGUUGAUACCCACAAAUCCCAUUGCACUGAUCACAAGCAACAUUCUUUCUGCACAAUCAAAGUUUCAGCUCAUUUUGGAGCCAUUUUUGUGGAAGAAAAGUAACUCAAAAGUUUUUGAUGAUUCACAGGAAAGUGUGGGUGGGUUCUUUGAGCGUCAUUUUGGGAAAGAGGUUGUUGAUUAUCUCAUUGACCCUUUCGUUGCGGGCUCAAGUGCAGGGGAUCCUGAAUCUCUUUCUAUGCAGCAUUCUUUCCCAGAGCUAUGGAAUCUAGAAAAAAGGUUUGGCUCUAUUAUAGCUGGGGUGGUUCAAUCUAAGUUAUCCAGCAAAAGAGAAAAACGUGGAGAUACAAAGGGUACUGUAGAAAAAAAGAAACACCAACGUGGCUCAUUUUCGUUUCAUGGUGGAAUGCAGAUGCUUACUGAUAUGUUGUGCAAAGAGCUUGGCAAGGAUGACCUUAAACUGAACUCAAAGGUUUUGUCAUUAUCUUACAGCUGCGAUGGGAAUUCUGCAUUAGAAAAUUGGUCAGUUACUUGUGCUUCCGGCCGUGAUAAGCAUUCACAAACCUUAUCUGUUGAUGCUGUAAUCAUGACGGCUCCAUUAAGUAAUGUCAAAGAAACGAAGAUCACCAAAAGGGGAACUCUCUUUCCACUUGACUUUCUUCCUGAGGUGACUUACAUGCCACUAUCAGUCAUAAUCACCACCUUUAAGAAGGCGAAUGUCCAGAGACCUCUUGAGGGAUUUGGAGUUCUUGUUCCUUCUAAGGAGCAACAAAAUGGUCUAAAAACCCUUGGUACACUCUUUUCUUCUAUGAUGUUUCCAGAUCGUGCACCUAAUGACCUUUAUCUCUAUACAACGUUUGUUGGCGGAAGUCGAAACAGUGAUCUAGCGAAAGCUUCCACAAAUGAGCUGAAGCAGAUCGUUUCUUCUGACCUUAGGCAGUUGCUGGGAGCAGAGGGAGAACCCACAUUUGUAAAUCAUUUCUACUGGAGUAAAGCAUUUCCAUUGUAUGGGCGUAACUAUGGCUCAGUUCUAGAAGCAAUUGAAACGAUGGAGAAAAAUCUUCCUGGAUUCUUCUAUGCAGGGAACCACAAGGGUGGCCUAUCUGUUGGCAAAGCAAUAGCCUCUGGGUGCAAAGCAGCUGAUCUUGUUAUAUCCUAUCUGGAGUCUUCUUCAGAUGACCAGGCCCGUAGGGAAGAACCAUCAUUAUAGAAAUAAGUGUAAUAUUAUCUAUUAAUCUCUCUUCUUUGAACAACUAAUGCGUUUGUGAAUAGCUGCUGCCCAAAAUAAUUUGUGAAGACUAGCAAAUUUAUUUAUUUUUUUGUAACGCUGUGUAAAGACUCUAAAAAGGUAUCAACACCAUGCAUUUGUUCAGGCUACAUUGUCGACAUGAACAAACAGGGCGACCUAGUAAAUGUAAAUUGGGGUUACCGAAA